UUUCAAGACUUUUAAAUUCCAAACGGUUGUCACACGAACGAGCGAGGCGAGGGAGGGUUUAUUCAAAAAGCACAGCAGCACUUCUCAGCCACCGAGCAGUCGGAUGCUUUGACGAAAGACGUUUUAAUUUCGGCAAACUGCAUUUGUUCGAGGAUGAGUUCUGUCGAGGUGAAUGAUGAGAAUCGUGGCGUCUGCCCUGGAGGAAAGCAGAACACCACAAUUAACGACAUUUUUGCCCUGGAUCAGCCGACCGGGAGGCCCUCCAUCCUGCGCCAGACAGAGAACCUGCCCAGCAAGACGAUGCCAAAGGGGACAAAGGUUUGUUUUCAGACUCCAAGAAGAGACCCUAUGACUAAAAGAAUCCUAUCGCCCAAGUCUGUCAAGAUGACGAGUGUGGACGAGUGUACAAAAGCAUUGGAGUCCUUAAAUUUGGAUAAAGCAAAUACUCUGCCACUAGAUGCCACUGAGCAGCCUGAUGAGCCCAAACAAGAAGUGUCGUCUUAUCCUGAUGAUAACAUGCCGAUACAGAGCAGAGGAGGCUAUCAGCUGGAUUUCGACAACCUUGAUGCCGUCAAUCCAUUUCAGGGAUCUAAUAAGAUGGUCCUCUCCCCUGCAAGGCCCGCUGCUGAAAACCCUCCGACACUUCAAACCGAGCCUCAACACACAAAACCAGAGAACGCCGCGGAGGAGCCUACCAAAAUCGAAUCCGCACUAGAUGAGACACUUCCGUUCACCCCCUCUGUGGAAAACUCACUGGUUGACGCCUCCACCGACAUCAGCUCCACUGAGAGCAGUGUGGUCACAGUGGUGAAGGUCCCAGCGUUUGAGGAACUGGAUUCAUGCACUGCCACACUUGACGAAAAACAACCUGCUAAAAGUGUGGAUGAAGACAAAAUGUCUGGAAGUUUUGUGGAAGACGCUCCGCUGCCAGUGAAAGGUGCCUACAACUUGGAUUUUGACAACCUCGAUGCAAUCAAUCCUUUCCAAACCGGUGGCUCUAAGAUUGAGAAUUCCCCUGUCCUUGGGAGAAAGGUGCCAGACAAUAACUUGCCUGUCAAGGAGAUGCAAAUUAAGGAAAACAUCCCCACAAAUGUUGCUGAUGUGGCCCAAGAGGUGCCUGGACAGCCUGAGGUGAAACCGGUAGUCGCUGUGGCCCCAAUCCCAGCUAAUGCUCCUGAAUUGCCGUCCCAGCCAUCUGAUGCCCCAAUCAAGGAGGGACCAGUCAAACUUGAGUUCAACUUCGAUGAUGACGGUGAGGUCAAGCAGAAACCACCACCCAGGAAAUUUGGCAAAAGACCACCUGGUCUGAAAUCUAAAGCAGGAAAACCCUUGGCUGUCAAACCAGCAAAAGAAACCCCUCCGGUGAAGCCCGAGCCCGACACAAGCGAUGUUGCUGACGUUCCAGUUCCCAAAGGGUCUUACUCAUUUGACUUUGACAAGUUUGACGACCCAAACUUCAAUCCAUUUGGCACAAAAGUGAACAUGACAAACUCUCCAAAGUGCAACACCUCAAUUCCAGAGCAAACAGACAAGCCUGUGGAGAAGGAAGCCAUAUCACCAGCACGUGCUGGAGAGACUGUCCCAGCUGCUGAACCCAACCCUGCAGCAAAUGCUGAACACACGGCUGCCCCUGACCAGGGACUUCAACUUGAAGCUGAAAAACCCACAGAGAGUCUCCCUGAGCUUGCUGAAUUGUGUCAACCUGAGCAGAAGUCGCAGGACACCAUGUCAGAUUUCAAUGACGAGUUUGUUCCUGGAACUAUGUUCAUGGCCAAUGACUUUGACGGACAAAUCGAUUACCUCGAGCAGUUUGGGUCCAGCAGUUUCAAGGAGUCUGCAUUGAGGAAACAAUCGUUGUACCUUAAGUUUGACCCCCUCCUGAGAGAGAGCCCAAAGAAGUCUGGAGGCCCGGCUGCUCAGAGCCACGGCCCUCGCCCCGUUCCCUUUGUUUCACAGCUUGUAACUCCACAGAUGGCUGAAAAAGGGACUGCAAACAGACCACAAAAGGAUGAUUUCAAACUGUUUGAUGAUGCUACAGCACCACCUCCUCCGAUCCUUGAGGGCCUCAUCCCUCCUUUCCACCAGCCAGCCAACACAGAGGAUGCCAUUAUUGAGGUGCUGAAGUACAGUCAGAAAGACAUGGAUGCAGCCAUCGCCAAGGUCCAGGCGGAGGCAAAGGAAAAAGAGGAGCAGUGGAGUGCAAAGUAUAAAAAGCUUCUCGACGAUGGACAGGAAAUGAGAAAAAUCAUUGCAGAGUUUGAGCUGAUGAUUGCAAAAAUGAUGGCUGAUCAAGAGCAAGAGAGGGAGUUGUCCCAGAUGAAGCUCAAUGAGGCCCUGCUGGAGAAGGAGCAGGUGUCCAGUGACCUGAACGCCAUGGAGAGAUCUUUCUCCGACCUUUUCAAGAGACUGGAGAAGUAUAAGGACGUUAUUGAGGGCUACAAAAAGAAUGAAGAGACACUGAAAGCUUGUGCUCAGGACUAUCUGGCAAGGAUCAAAAAGGAGGAGCAGCGCUACCAGACCCUUAAAGCCCACGCUGAGGAGAAAAUUGGCCACGCAAACGGAGAAAUCGCAGAGGUGCGGUCCAAAAACAAGGCUGAGAUAUCUGCACUUCAAGCCCAGCUGCGCCGGGAGCAACUGAAGGUGCAGUCACUGGAGAAGAGCCUGGACCAGAAAUCGAAGGAGGCCGAGGAGCUCACCAAACUUUGUGAUGAACUUAUCACCAAAGUCCAGAAGGGUUGAGCUCAUUUUGUAAAUACUGUGUAUUUUAAUUACUUUUUUUUUGUUUGUUUGUGUCCUGAUUUCCUUGUUAAGUAUGUUGUUUGUCUUUGUCAAUGUUCUUUACAAUACUGUAAAAAGGUUAAUAAAGAUUUAAAGGUUUGCCAGUCUUAAUGACAA
Molecule: messenger RNA, 2895 nt
Organism: Larimichthys crocea (large yellow croaker)
Lineage: Eukaryota; Metazoa; Chordata; Actinopteri; Sciaenidae
Gene: tacc3
Product: transforming, acidic coiled-coil containing protein 3
Exons: 17
Coding region: 154-2739 (861 amino acids)
Biological process (GO): cerebral cortex development; nuclear migration; mitotic spindle organization
Cellular component (GO): cytoplasm
Source: RefSeq, a predicted model, not a curated record